Messenger RNA from Chlorella variabilis, 2526 nucleotides. RefSeq lists its product as hypothetical. The record is from RefSeq and is a predicted model, not a curated record. The transcript is spliced from 13 exons. The coding region runs from base 1 to 2526 and encodes 841 amino acids. NCBI's taxonomy places the organism in Eukaryota, Viridiplantae, Chlorophyta, Trebouxiophyceae, Chlorellales, Chlorellaceae.
AUGCCUCCCUUCCGCACCAGCGUGGUGCGGCUGGUGUCCUACAGGCGUGAGGAGUACCUGGAUCGGCACCCGCCGCACGCACCCGCCGCCAACGAGCGGCCCUUCCUCUUCCUGCUGUCGCCAGACACGCUGCAGCUGGUCACCGCCAGCGACGCCCCGGACAGCCCGCCCGCGGUGUCCACGCUGCUGCAGCAGGUGUCCCUGAAGCCGGCGGACCGCCCGCCGCGGCGACCCGCGGUGCGGCCGCUGGCGCUGCUGCACAAGCUGGCGCACAGCGGGCAGCCGGCGGGGGAGGGCACGCCCCGCGAUGCACCAGCUGGGGCAGAGGACUCCUCGGCCCAGUGGCUGGGCGAGGAGCUGGAGGAGGGUCAGUUCAUGACCUUUAGCAUAGCGCUCAGCCAGAUUGCGGGCGUAGAGAUCCAGGAGGGGCGGCACAUCAAGAUCCUGUUCUGCCGGCAGCGGCCGCACCGCAGCACUGAGGCCAACGAUGACUGGAAGUCAGUGAUGAAGGCCAUGGCCUUCCCGGUGGUGUACCCUGUAGAGGGCUGGAAGCACCGCAACUUCUCCGUGCGCCGCUUCAUGCACCGCCACUACCGCGACCCCUUUGUGUCCUCGGUGGAUGCGGCGCGGCUGCACCAGGCGAUCGAGGACGCCAUUGCGCGGCUGGGGCAGGCGGUGCAGUGGCUGGCGCAGGACCUGCCCCUGGACAGCAGGCCGGUGGUGACGCUGGUCACCGCCACGGUGGCAGAGGCGCCAGGUGGCGAGGAGGGUGGCAAGCGCAGCGCAGGGCAGGAGGCGCACGGGGCGCCGGCACAGGCGCUGGGUCUGGAUGCGGGGCAGCAGCAGAUCAUCUGCCCCUUCCCGCAGCUGCAGCAGCCGUUGGACGUCCCCUGGCCGGCGGCGGCGCCCGGUGCUGGAGGCGGCGGCGGCGCCGCUGCCCCCGCCGCCUGCCUGGCCAUCAACAUCUGGCUGCACUCGCCGCUGGGCCCCGCCGUGGCGACCAUCAGCGAGGAGCAGCUGCGGCAGUCGGCGGCGGAGGGCGGCGCGCCGGUGUGUGUGGUGGCCACGCUGCACGGCAGCGACCACAGCGUGCAGGACGCGGCGGCCGCGCCCCCAGGCGCCGCAGGCAGGGACAGGCUGGAAGUCAUCCUGCAGUUCACGGCCACGCGGCGCCCGGCCCCCGCAGGCCGCUCCAGCUUGGGGGCGCCGCAGCCGCCCACCGGAGCCGGCACCGCCGGCGGCGCCGUCGCAGCGAGCGGCGGCGGCGGCUCCCUGCCCGCCAUGCUGGCGGUGCUUGCCGUGCCGCUGCUGGCCGCCUGGCUGCAGCUGCUGGCCGACACGGGCGCGCCCGCCAUCCGAGUGCUCCAGUCUGUGGCCUUCCUGGUCAGCUGCCUGGCAGCGCUGGCGGCCAUCGUGGUGCUGCAGCUCAAAGGCCGGCCGCCGCCGCAGCAGCUGGCGGCGCAGCCAGGGGCUGCGCUGCCCGCGGGCUGGUGGCGCCUGGUGCUGCUCCACGCGGACCUGGUCCUGGAGUCGAGGAACCACGGCGCGGCGGGGGCCCCCACCCUGCAGCGCGUCGUCUCCGACUCGGCCAUGUCUGCGCCGCCCAGCGCCAGGCUGCCCCUGGACGGCAGCGCGCUGGAGCUACCUCCCGCCAUACGGCGGCUUGUGGAUGAGCACCCGGGCAUACUGAACGACGACAUUGCUGCGCGGUUCUUGGUGGGCUUGGGCCACGGCGACAAGGCGUACCAGGGCCUCAAAAACAUGGUGACAUGGGUGGAGGCGCAGGGCGUGGCGGACCUGGUGCACCAGCCGCAGCCUCGGUUUGAGAUCAUCAGGCAGCACUACCCUCAGGUGUUCUACUGCUGGAGCCGCAGCACAGACUGCGUGCUGGAGGUGGAGUGCACGGGGCGGUGGCGCGCGGCGUUUGACGCGCUGCGGGCCAAGGGCGUGACGGAGCGCGAGCUGCUGCGCCACCAGUUCUUCUGCAUGGAGUACGCCUUCAGGCAGCUGGACACGCGCCCGCUGCCGCAGGGCAAGACGGUCAAAAUCAUCGACCUGGAGGGGCUGACCCUGCGGGAUGUGUCCAGCGCCGCAUUCAAGUGGUACCUGCAAGUGGGAGGCUCCCUGCUGGCUGUCUCCUUCCCGCAGCGCCUGCAUCAGGCCUUUUUGUUGAACGCCCCCGCCUGGAGCGGCGUGAUUUGGAAGGUCUUGGCGGCUGUCAUCCCGCGGCGCACGCGGGAGCAGCUACAGCUGUUCACCAAGAAGCAGCGCGCCGAGUCGGCAGAGGCGCUGCUGCAGUGGGUGCCCGCCGAGCAGCUGCCGGCUGCGUAUGGCGGGCGCUGCAGCGUGCCGCUCAGCGAGUCGCAGCUGGAGCGGGAGAUGCUGGACUUUGUGCGGCGGCUCAACAGGGAGCAGCCGCAGCAGCAGGCUGGGGGCGAGGAGCCAGGAGGCGAGACGGGGGCCGAGACCGCAGCGGGCGGCGAAUCGACGGCCGCAGAUGAGGCGCUUGGGAGCAAAUUGAGCUGA